This is a messenger RNA of Cucumis melo (muskmelon), 757 nucleotides long. RefSeq lists its product as uncharacterized. The transcript is spliced from 2 exons. Bases 105 to 452 code for a protein of 115 amino acids. The record is from RefSeq and is a predicted model, not a curated record. Lineage: Eukaryota; Viridiplantae; Streptophyta; Magnoliopsida; Cucurbitales; Cucurbitaceae.
UCACUUCUUCCAUUCCCAUCAUAAAACCAACGGCGCCCUUCCUCCUCCUUUUUUCCCUUACUCACAGAUAAAUCAAAAUUGAACCACACACCAACCAAAAUCAAAUGGCCAUUCACGAGUCUCCGAUUCCCUCAUUCGCCGUCCUUUACUCCUCCCUCGCCCUCAUUAUUCUCCUCCUCGCUCCACUCUCCAAUGCCAGAGACCUCCGUCCCUCAGAGCACGGCUUGGACUACCAAAACCCUGACGCUAUCCAGAAUUCCUCUCCUCAGAUGCAAUCCUUCUUCAAAGGAAACUCCUGGUCCAACUCCGAUGUCGCUCUUCCCAAGGCCAUGAACACUUCCCUCCCCCCACAGUGGUGGAACCGUAGCCACCGCAACCGCUCUGGAGCCUCCGCUGCCGGUGGAGAUCACAUUCGCGGCGCAUUGCUUGUGGCCAGUUUGGAAGCAGAGUAGAUCGUCGUCGUCGUCGUCGUCGUCUUCGCUCUCUGCCUCUGAAACUACUAACAUUAUUGCUAACAAGUGAGUGUGAUGAGGAAUUUGCAUGUACAUAGACGACUCUGAGAUGAGAUCUGGUGGUUGUUCCGCCCCUGACGAUCUUAUUUUGUACGUUUUGCUUCUUCUUUGAUUGAAUUUUUUCCUCUUGAGAGUUGAAUGUGUUGAUUUUGGAUAUUAGAUCUUCUUAAUUCAGACAUUCUAUAUCAGAUUAAUUAUUUUGGGAAUUUCAGAUUCGUAUUAUAGAGUUCCAUUUUGUUGUUCAA